This is a messenger RNA of Silurus meridionalis, 1285 nucleotides long. RefSeq names its product calcyclin binding protein (gene cacybp). Gene Ontology annotation, biological process: heart development. The transcript is spliced from 6 exons. Gene Ontology annotation, molecular function: tubulin binding; ubiquitin protein ligase binding; S100 protein binding. Gene Ontology annotation, cellular component: nucleus. The record is from RefSeq and is a predicted model, not a curated record. Lineage: Eukaryota; Metazoa; Chordata; Actinopteri; Siluriformes; Siluridae. Bases 152 to 835 code for a protein of 227 amino acids.
ACCGGAAGAAUCGCUGCAGUGCAGAAUCUUUCUAGAAAAGCGGUUUCACACGCGUGUAGAGUGAAGAACAGAAGGUGUUACUGUGUUUGAAUUUUAGUAUCUUAUUUGUGUUAAACUGAAUUAAGCGCUUGUUUUCAAAGCAGUGACAGUAAUGGAGCUCAGUGAACAGAUCGCAGGACUUGAGUGUGACUUGAGAGAAGUGACACGACUCCUGGAGAUGUGUGAAAGGAAGAAUGUGCAGGAUGUCCUCUCACAGGAGCAGCAGAAGAUCGAGAAAGUGCUGGCACAGAAACAGCAACAGAGGGAACAGCAAGUAAAAAAAGACUCUGCAGAUCAAGUAGAUACAACAGUCAAGCUUUACACAGUCAAAAUUAACAAUUAUGGUUGGGACCAGUCAGAAAAAUUUGUAAAAGUCUACAUCACAGUACCAGGAGUGCAUAAAGUCCCUGCUGACAAUGUGCAGGUCAGCUUUACAGACAGGUCUUUCAAUCUGCUUGUUAAAGAUUUGGAGGGAAAGAACUAUCAAAUGACAGUCAACAACCUCUUGUUUCCUAUUGUAGUUGAGGAGAGCAUGAGAAAGGUGAAAACAGACAUGGUACUAAUCAUGUGCAAAAAGAAGACAGCAAAGAAAUGGGAGUGUUUUACACAAGUAGAGAAACAGUGUAAAGAGAAAGACAAACCCAGCUAUGAUGAGAUUGGAGAUCCUGGAGAGGGGCUGAUGAAUAUGCUGAAGAAGAUCUAUUCAGAGGGUGAUGAUGAAAUGAAGCGCACAAUCAACAAGGCCUGGGCAGAGUCCCAGGAGAAGAAAGCCAAAGGAGAUCAGUUUGACUUCUGAGUCUCUUUACUACCACUGAACUACAAGUCCUUACCUACAAUGCAUUCCUGUAUAAUUGCCUUUUUUUAUUUAACACUUGUUUAUUGACAGACACUGUGUUUUGAAAUUACUUAUUGGAACACAUCUAUACAUUUGUUUUACCUUUUUGCUGUUAUUUCCCCAAUAGUGUUAAAAAUGUUUAAAGACAUCAGUUUCUAACAUGCUACACACCUAAUUGGGCUUUCAAGAUGCAUAAACUGUUAAUUGAAAAUAAAAUGUCAAAAAAAAAAAGUGGCUGUUCAUAAGUGUAAAUUGUUCUGGGCUUGUGUUCCUACCAUGUAUACACAGUGCUGUUCAAAGGUUUUAGAAAUGUAACAAAAGUAAGAAUGUAAGAAUGCAUUCAACGAUAUUUGUCAAUUGUUUAUGAACUUACAAAAUGGAAAGUGAACCAAUAAAAGAAAAAUCAAUCAA